Malassezia pachydermatis is the source of this 1311-nucleotide messenger RNA. Its product is annotated as homeobox-domain-containing protein. Bases 1 to 1311 code for a protein of 436 amino acids. Gene Ontology annotation, molecular function: RNA polymerase II cis-regulatory region sequence-specific DNA binding; DNA-binding transcription factor activity, RNA polymerase II-specific. The record is from RefSeq and is a predicted model, not a curated record. The transcript has 2 exons. Gene Ontology annotation, biological process: regulation of transcription by RNA polymerase II; cell differentiation. NCBI's taxonomy places the organism in Eukaryota, Fungi, Basidiomycota, Malasseziomycetes, Malasseziales, Malasseziaceae.
AUGGGUGUUCAGGACACGUCAUCGCGGGCCGACCUCGCGAUCGAGUCCCAGGCGGCGCCAGCGCCAGCGCCGGUGCGGGAGAAGAAGCGCCGCCGUCGGACGCGUCCGCAUGAAGUGAACAUCCUCAUGUCUGCAUAUGUACAGAAUGCCUUUCCGAACGAAAAGACACGGGAGAGGCUUGCAGAGAUGGUGGGAAUGACACCUCGCGCUGUAUCGGUCUGGUUCCAAAACCGACGCCAAGCGGAAAAGAAGCGCUCAAUGCGAUACAAUGGCACAGGGAUCGGUGUGACCGCGCACAACAUCCCGCGCGGCAUGAUGCACAGCGUAGAAUUGGUGGUGCCGCCACCUGUGCUUACGCUGCCCCCUCGUGACGCGAUGCGGCGGGUCGUGAGCACGCCGUGUGUAUCUCUGAUGACCACGUCGGGCGGUCGAGCCGCGUUGGGGGAAACGAUCCUCUCGCCUGAGAGCAGUUCGCCCACAGAUGCCCCGGCCCUGCCAUGCGCCUUGGCAAGCACCAACGAUGGCCAUGGCAUCAUCGCAGGCGGUGCCUACGAUGACGACUGUGCGAUUUGGAAGCGCAUGGAAAGCUCCAGUGCGAUUGGGAGUAGCAGCGAUUGGGACGAGCCAACGGCGUCUGCUAGUAUGGAUGAAGACGACGAGGAACGUACGCUGCGGCGUCUUGCCCAGCGCCGUAUGGAGCGCCUUCGUGAGCGAAAGCGUGCCCUGAGCUUAAACGAUGCGAAGCGGCAUGCUACCGACGCGCGCUUUGCGAUCCAGGAACGCAUGGCACCCCGCAGGACUUCGAGUCUUCAGCGCAAGCCAUCGCUGCGUCUUGAAAUGGCGACGGAUCGCAAUGUGUUUGUCGACAAGGAAAAUGUGCCGAUCGCUCCACCGGCUGUCCCUUCUGCGCCUGCGAUGAAGCAGGCGCCUGUGCGCAGCCUGCGCCGCGUGGAUAGUCAGCCUGUGCGCCCUCUGCAGGAACGCUCGAUGAAUAUGCCAUACGGCAUGGCGCCGCCCUCGAAGUACACGCGUGUCGCGAGUCUUCGUCGCACCGUGUCUGCCACGGCCACGCACCGGCCCAGCCAGCCGACCCCGAAUUGGACACGCACUUCCAGCGCGCGCAGCGACACGGAGCCUGUCGGCGGCGCGAAAGAGGACGUGCAGGACGAUAGCGGCUUUUUUGAGGACGGAGAUCGAUCGCAGUCCACGUCCCCGACCAGUGUGCCACGCGCGCAAAAUAUACUUCCAGCGUUCACGCAGCAUGACCGUGAGGCGGUAGAGCUCCUUCUGGGUCUCCGCUCACUUUCAUAG